Molecule: messenger RNA, 3582 nt
Organism: Spodoptera frugiperda (fall armyworm)
Lineage: Eukaryota; Metazoa; Arthropoda; Insecta; Lepidoptera; Noctuidae
Gene: Dll
Product: homeotic protein distal-less
Exons: 9
Coding region: 1169-2071 (300 amino acids)
Biological process (GO): regulation of transcription by RNA polymerase II
Molecular function (GO): DNA-binding transcription factor activity, RNA polymerase II-specific; RNA polymerase II cis-regulatory region sequence-specific DNA binding
Source: RefSeq, a predicted model, not a curated record
CAUUAAGUGCUUAAAUCCAACAGGAGUUGGUUGUGUCGGGUUUCUUCGGAGGGGUACGCUAUUAAAAUAUCCACAAACAUUAUCUUUAAUUGGACAGAAUUUUGUGCUUGUGUGCGUCGGCGACCGUGUUUUUUUUUUGAAGCCAGUGACGAUUCGGUUUUUUCGAAACUUGAUGACUGUUAUCAUUCGUGUUUAGUGUGAGGUGAUCGCCAGUGAUUUUCUAUAGUUAAACUCUACGAAUAUAACGAUUCGUUUUGACUCGAUACAAGAGCCAGUGUUGUGAUUAAAAAUGACAUCGGUGACGUAAUAAGAGAAUCGCGGCGAAAAUUCUAAUCGACUAUCGACGAAAUAAAAUUGGAAAAUGAUGCCACGUGCUCCAUAAUUGCUGAAUCGUAAUGCAUGGAUCGUUAAUUGAUAAGCAAUUAUCAUUCUGUCCUGUUCUUUCUAAUUGCUGGCAAUAAUAAAUUUGAUUGCUACGGUCACUUCUCUAGUGUUGCGCCAAAUCCGUUACGAAUUUUCGAAAAUUUCUCAAAGUUUCGUUUCAAAUUUCAAAUUCGACCGAUCAACUGUUUUCUGAAGUUUUUCUAAAGUAAAGUGAAGGACCAGUGCGAGAAAAGACAAGUGUUAUAAAGAUAAAAGAUUAAAAACUAAAGAUAAAAGGAAGUUGUGUGACAUUUUUUUGUGGUGUUCGAAGAGAUUUGUGAAAAAGUGAUGCUUUGUUAUUUUGCGUGAUUACAACACAAACCGCUAACCCAGCGGCCCCCUACACAGGAAGACCAUAAAAUCCCUCAAAAUUACACGAAUUCAAUCCCCCAACAAUAAAUCAACCACCCUGAGUUUCACAGAUCCAUUUGGGCCUCCCCAGUCUUCGGACGGGGGGGGCCCAUCCACCCCUCAACCGGCCCUGACCACCCAAGACUCGAUAGACCACCAACACCAUCAUUUGGGGGGCUCACAAACCCCCCACGACAUCUCCAACUCCGCAAAUUCGACUCCAACAAAUGUCUCCUCAAAAUCUGCCUUCAUAGAGUUACAGCAGCAUGGCUAUGGUCCUUUUAAAGGGGGGUAUCAGCAUCCCCAUCAUUUUGGGAGUCCUGGUGGUCAGCAGAAUCCUCAUGAGGCGUCAGGGUUUCCAAGUCCUAGGUCGUUAGGGUAUCCCUUUCCUCCGAUGCACCAAAAUACCUAUGGUUAUCACUUAGGGUCCUACGCGCCGCAGUGUGCCAGUCCGCCUAAAGAUGAAAAAUGCGGCCUAUCAGAUGACCCGGGUCUUCGUGUAAAUGGAAAAGGAAAGAAAAUGAGGAAACCUCGCACGAUAUACUCUAGCCUUCAGCUUCAGCAGCUAAACAGGAGGUUUCAGAGGACCCAGUACCUCGCACUCCCUGAGAGGGCGGAGCUAGCCGCCAGUCUCGGCCUCACACAGACUCAGGUGAAGAUUUGGUUCCAAAACCGCCGCAGUAAAUACAAGAAGAUGAUGAAGGCUGCCCAGGUCGGUGCUCCUCCGCCCAGCCUCGGUCUACCACCAGGCAGCCCGCCCAAUAACAACCAACUAUUACAUGGUGGCGGUGGAAGUUCAAGCGGGUCCCAGCACUCCCCCUCAGCGUACCAGAGUGGGGGACCGGCGCAGGCGCACUCCCCCACCCCCAGCUCCACCCCCGUGUCGGAGCUGUCCCCCGGGCUGUCCCCCACCGGCACCCCCUGGGAUGUGAAGCAGCCACCACAACCGUCUUGGGAUAUCAAGCCGACGGCAGGACGGUCGCCAGACGGAAGCUCAUGCGAUGUGAAGCCUCCACAUCAGCAAUCUUGGGACCCUAGGGUCGGAUAUGAAGGUUAUUUCGCGCCCCAAUCUGAUGACAUUGAAGGAUCACCAGGCGCAGACGGCAUGAGGGGCCGACCUAUGCCUUGGAUGCUGAAGGGCGCGCCGCCUGGCCCAUGGGACAUGAAAGGCGCCCACGCCGCCCACGCACUGCACCACCAGGGGGCGCCACAACCUCACCCGCCCUACGUGCCACAGUACUCGUGGUAUCAAACCGACGCCAACCCUGGAUUACUCACGGUAUGGCCAGCAGUUUAACAGCCCUCGCACACAAACCUAACUAAAAUGUAAAAUGUAAGUGUAUAUUCACUAUAAAAUGGCGGACAGAAUGACAGCCAACACAAAAUGGCGUCCUAACUUGGCGCGAAAGCAUCGGCACAACCAACUUUUAAUUUUAAGCAGAAUUAUUUAAUAGUAAUAAAUGAAAAUCAUUGUAAAUUUUUAUAAUUAAUUAUAAAUAGGGAAUAAUUGUUUAUAAUGGUUACUGUAUAUGUAAUAAUAUGUUAAUAAAGACAGAUAUUGAUGGGCCAAACAAUUAUAAUGCAUAUUUAAUGAAUUAAAUUCCUUUCCUUUCUCCUAAAUGAUAUAAAAAACAUUUCUUUGUAGAAAAACUAAGUUAAAUAUCUUUCUCUGCUUCUACUUUUGUUCCAAAAUAAUUCUCUGGCCCAUCAAUACACUUGUAUUCCUAUAAAAUAACGUAACGUCCUACCCUGUCGCAUAGUUAUGAACCAAUCAGCUUUCGUCUAGCCUAAAAUAUUCGUUCCUGAUUGGUUGAUAAUCACGUGGACUAAUCAAAUGGACGAAUCACGUUAUUUGUCAGUUUUGAAGUAUGACAGAUGUGAAUGUGUUGGUUCUAUUGUUUUAAUAACUUAAGUUUCCCGGGACACACAAAUUUAUUUAUGAAAGGUAUCAACUGUUAAGAAAAAAAUAUUAGAAAUCUGCUAUUUCAAUUUUUUAUUAUUAUAUCGUAAACCGAAAAUUAUUUUUAUCUAAAAAAAAGAAUAGUAGUGAAACUAAAAUUUGAAUUAAUAAAAUAGAAAAUAAAUUAUUGAUUGGUUGCAAUAUUCGUUUUACAUUUAAAAACUAAAAAAAUGAAUUAAAAAUGUUAUUUUCCGAAUGUAACCAAUAAAAUAAUGAUAAUAAAAGAAAAUUGUAUUCGUAAAAUUAAGCUUUAAUAUUUUUCUUAUUUAUUUAGAAUUAAAUUUUUGAAAAAACAAUUACACGGGAACACAAAACCAGUCUGUUGUGAUACGUUAAUUUUAAGAUUUUUUUUUUGUAGAACAAAUAAAUAACUUGAAUAAAAAAAAAUGUAUUUAUUUACGUUUUACGCAAAAAUUAUGUGUUCUGAAUGCAAAAAGAUUUUUGUUUUAAGCUAUAAAUAUAUUAAUAUCUUUAAUUUCUACUGCAAUUUCUUUAUUACCUGUAAUUAAUAUCGUCUAUUCAUAUUUCUUUACAUUUUUUAAUUGGGAAUAUUUCAUUUUUUAGUUUGUAUUUCAUUUUUUAGUUUUGAUAUUAAUUUUAGUUUUGCAAUAUUGUGGAAAUAUGAAUAGACUGUAUUAUGAAUAAUUCUUUACUUCUAGAAUGGGUCUUUACGGGAUGAAAUUAAAAUUUUUGUAAAUAUUUUUUGUAAUAUAUAGAAAAAUAAACUAUACAUAUAAAUGUAAGUAGCAUAAUUACUUUAUAACUACAAUGUAAUAUAAGGAAAGCGGAAUUAAGAAAAAAAAAGUGAAUUAAUUUCUUUUGUCAAAUAAAAAGAGAAAAAUAUUAUA